Alnus glutinosa is the source of this 889-nucleotide messenger RNA. RefSeq lists its product as uncharacterized. The coding region runs from base 8 to 823 and encodes 271 amino acids. NCBI's taxonomy places the organism in Eukaryota, Viridiplantae, Streptophyta, Magnoliopsida, Fagales, Betulaceae. Gene Ontology annotation, biological process: protein retention in ER lumen. Gene Ontology annotation, cellular component: membrane. The transcript has 6 exons. Gene Ontology annotation, molecular function: ER lumen protein retrieval receptor activity. The record is from RefSeq and is a predicted model, not a curated record.
GAGAGAGAUGGGGAGGAGGAGGAGUUCGCCGGCGAGCGAGUUGCUUGAAUGGGUGCAGAGGCAGUCUAUGCGGCUGAAGAUUUGUCUUGGGGCGGCGCUUGCUCUUUGUGCUUUGGUGGCUUUGAAGCUUACCGUUAGCAAUAACCACUACUUCUUCAUCGGCUCAGAAUCCGUCCAUGCUGCCGGGAUCGUCGUCUUGGUUUACAAGCUCACCACCAAGAAGACCUGCUCUGGCCUAUCAUUGAAGACUCAAGAACUCACAGCUCUGUUCCUAUUUCUAAGAUUGCUCUCAAGCAUCUCCUGGGAGAGUAAGAUUCACCUUGUACUAGAUUUCAUCUCUCUCCUGGCGACGGCAUGGGUUGUAUACAUGAUCCGCUUCAAGCUGAAGUCAACCUACAUCAAGGACUUCGACAAAUCUCCCAUUCUUUAUUUGGUGCCGGUUCUUCUUACGCUUGCCUUUUUGGCCCACCCAAACACGCCACAAUCUUUCUUCAUUCGAGUCUCCUUUGCAUUUAGUAUGUAUAUGGAAGCUGUUUCAGUGCUGCCUCAGCUUUAUUUCAUGCGGAACGCAAAGAUGAUUGAACCAUUUACGGCCCAUUAUGUGUUUGCAUUGGGAGUUUCAAGAUUCUUGGCAUGUGCUUAUUGGAUAAUUCAGAUUUACGAGACCAAUGGGAGGUAUUUUUUCCUGUUUGGCAGCGAUUACUUUUGGUUCUUGUCUGCUUUUCUUUCAGAAAUUGUCCAAACAUUUAUCUUGGCUGACUUUUGUUACUAUUACAUCAAGAGUUGCAUUCAAGGCCAACAUAUGGUGAGGAUGCCACUUUAGAAAAUUUCAGGCUUUGGAGAGCAUAACAAUAUUGUACAUUUCGUUUCAUCCAAGUAUCCUAUCCAG